Molecule: messenger RNA, 2068 nt
Organism: Papilio machaon (common yellow swallowtail)
Lineage: Eukaryota; Metazoa; Arthropoda; Insecta; Lepidoptera; Papilionidae
Gene: Paip1
Product: polyadenylate-binding protein-interacting protein 1
Exons: 8
Coding region: 207-1466 (419 amino acids)
Biological process (GO): regulation of translational initiation
Molecular function (GO): translation activator activity
Source: RefSeq, a predicted model, not a curated record
GCACAAAUAACAUGGUGGUAGCUCUUCGUUUGGUGGUAGCGCCGUGUGAAAAGUUUAUAUUGUUUGCUUAUUCGCCUUUGUUUACGUGUACAACUUCCAGAUAGGUUUUAAGUAGAUAAAAUUUUAAUCCUGUCGUUUAUGGAAAUUAAUGUUACCGUUUUCAAUAUACAGUUUGUGCAUAAGAUAAAAUAUCAUAACCGGGUGAAAUGAAUAACGGGGACGUCGGAGGAUCCAGAGGCAGAGGUCGUGGAUGGCAGCAAAACGAUAAUCAACCUCGGGAACUUCGCCGACCGAAAACCGUUGUUGAAGUUGAACCAUCAAAAUCGAAGUUGUCUGCUGAUGCAAAAGAAUGGUACCCACCUAACUAUGUGCCACAGCCAGCGACAUACACUGACCCUUCGCCGUACAGGCCUCAGCGCUUCUCUGUUCAGAGCAGACUACGUCAAGCGCAGGACGUUAACCCAUACAGUUACGAAGAAAUGUCAUAUGCACUUGAAGAAUUUGAAAAUGUGGAUCUGCGGGAGAAUCUUGGCAAUUUGAUUACUGUUAUGUGUGAGAUAACAUUUGAACCUGGCAAGUUUGAUACACUAUGUGGACCGUUGGUUGACUCUUUUGUGUCAACAUUACAUGAUGUCAACUACACUAGGCCUCUUGUUGAAGCUAUUGUGAAUCAGUCAAUCGCUGAAUCUAAUUUCCGCUACAAUGGGGCGAGACUCUGCUCGAUGUAUGAUUCAGUUUCACCACCAGAAGAGUCCAAGUUCCGCUCUUGUCUUUUGGAGCGUUGUGCCGCUGAGGAGAAUAAGAUCAUUAGUGGAGUUGAGACAUCGGAAGAGAAUAUGAGAGGGUUUGCUAUGUUCCUUGCAGAGAUAUAUACCCAACUGGAAGACAGCCAGGGUGGACGCUUAAAAUCUUUAGGUGAAAGCCUUUGCAAAGUGCUUCUCCAUUUGUUGGAUACCGACAAAGAGAUCAAUAUUAAAGCUGUGUGUCAGUUACUUAAAUUGUCGGGCAUAGCGCUGGACGCGGAUUGCCCGACAGGUAUGCACGCGGCAUUCGAGAGGCUGCGGCGACGCUCCUCGCUGGCGUGUGUGCGCGGAGUGGUAGCUCUGCGGGCGGCGCGCUGGGGCCUCACCGAGCCCGACCGAGAGCCCCAACCGCCGCAGGACUCCGCCCCGCCCUCAGCGCAAGGUGCCCACGCCUACGACACCAGGCGACGACAACCCAACAAUAUAUUUAACGGUGAUAUGGAAGGAGGGGCGAACAACGAGGGAGGUUACCUCGCCGACGGGCACACGCUCACGGCGGAGGAAUGCGCCUUCCUCCAGAGCAACCUGCCGUCUAAGGCUGCCGCUAUCGAAGAAGACAUACUCGACGAACUAGAAAACGAUGCAUGGGAGACCGGCAUGGACGCCGAGAUGCAAGCCGGCUUCCUCGAAUUUCUCAAGAUGUCCAACCAGAUCAAACGAUAACCACAUACAGUAUGCGACUAAUGUUACUAACCGAACAGAGUCGCAUUCACUCUACCGACAGGAGAAGUGUUUAAAAAGUUAUAAAAAAAUUAUAAAAAUACUUGGAAAAUAAUAAAAAUAUCUCAGUCGCAGACCAUCACUUUAGAAGAAUUAGUAUUAAUUAGGUUUGGAAUAGUGAAGCGAUAUGAUUAGAGAUCUUAUCGUCUUAUAUUGAAGAGAAUAUCAAUUUCUGUGUUUUUAAAUCAUAUCUCUGAACAUCUGGUCGUGCAGCUCCUUAUUUGUGAUACAACAAAGUGGGUGAUCACGUUGAAUUUCAAUGUAAGUACUUCCAUUUAUGCAUUUGUUAGUAAUAUCUUAAAGUUUAAAAUGAUAUAACCAGAAAUACUGACAUUUACUGCCUUUUUAAUAAAUAUGUUGUAAUAUCAGAUACAUAUAAAAUAGGUGGUCUUUUUAGAGUGGUUCAUAUCGGAUGUUAAAGAUGGUCUAUAUUAUUUUUAAUUUUCAUCUAUACAAGCCAAUUAGAAUAUUGUAUGCAGAUAUGUCAGUGUUUUGUUGUGUUUUAUUUGCAAUUUGAUUUGUAUAUUUUUGGUCUGUCGCUGAGU